UAAAGAAAAAAAAAAUUGCAUCGCGAUGGAGAAAAUGUCCCGACCGCUCCCCCUGAACCCCACCUUUAUCCCGCCUCCCUACGGCGUGCUCAGGUCCUUGCUGGAGAACCCGCUGAAGCUCCCCCUUCAUCCUGAAGACGCGUUUAAUAAAGACAAAGACAAGGAAAAGAAGCUGGAUGAUGAGGGUCACAGCCCGCCCGUCCCCCAGUCGGCGUUCUUGGGACCCACCUUGUGGGACAAAACCCUUCCCUAUGACGGAGACACUUUCCAGCUGGAGUACAUGGACCUGGAGGAGUUUCUGUCGGAAAACGGCAUCCCCCCCAGCCCUCAGCAGGACCACAGCCCUCACCCCCCGGGGCUGCCGCCGGCCGCAGCGCCCCCCUCCGUCAUGGACCUCAGCAGCCGGGCCUCUGCGCCCAUCCACGCCGCCAUCCCGUCCCCGACCUGCAUGCAGAGCCCCAUCAGACCAGGUCAGCUGUUGCCAGCAAACCGCAAUACCCCGAGUCCCAUCGAUCCCGACACCAUCCAGGUCCCGGUGGGCUAUGAGCCAGACCCGGCAGAUCUCGCCCUCUCCAGCAUCCCUGGCCAGGAAAUGUUUGACCCUCGCAAACGCAAGUUCUCCGAGGAAGAACUGAAGCCGCAGCCCAUGAUUAAGAAAGCUCGCAAAGUCUUCAUCCCCGAUGAUCUGAAGCAGGAUGACAAGUACUGGGCAAGGCGCAGAAAGAACAACAUGGCAGCCAAGCGCUCCCGCGACGCGCGCCGGCUGAAGGAGAACCAGAUCGCCAUCCGGGCGUCCUUCCUGGAGAAGGAGAACUCGGCCCUGCGCCAGGAGGUGGCCGACCUGCGCAAGGAGCUGGGCAAGUGCAAGAACAUUCUGGCCAAGUACGAGGCCCGGCACGGGCCCCUGUAGGACGGCGUGGGGCGGCGGGGGGGCUGGCUUUGGACUAGAUGGACACUUCGUUUCCCGUCCCAUAGCGCCGCACCCCGACAUCAGCACUUUACCGGAGGCCGCCGCCAGCGCCCCGACUCCGUGGCGGGGGGGCGCGCGCGCGCGGGGCCCUUUGCACUUGUCGUUUCCAGGUGAACCCUCUCGCCUUUCAGCUCCAAACACAGAAAGGUGCCGUGUUUUUACUAGACUUCGGAGCCCUCUCGCGGGUGUUCCUGCCGCUCCCCCUGCUCCCCACUCGCGCGCCCUUUCCGCGUGGCUUCGUUCCUGUUCGCUCUUCACCUAUCUUCCCAGGACCCUGUGCCGGGAUCCACCGAAAGGGGGGCCCUGGGAGAACGAACAGCAGCUCUGAGGUUUCGGGGCGACAGCUCUUGUUUCUGUUCGGUCUGUAAGUUACGCGCGAGACCGGCGCGCAGGGUCCCGGGCACUGCUCCCCCGCGCGCCCCAGCUACAGGCCGCUUUCCUCGUUCCUGCCGUUCGGGUGGUGGAGCGUCCUCAGAUUUAAAGUGCUGUUUAGGUUUGUUAGAGCCCGCAUUCACUUCCCGCUCUCUACUAAGUUUCCUUUCCAUUCUACCCACCCCAGAUAAGUAAGUACUAUUAUAGAACACAGAGUGUGUUUUUUGCACCGUCUGUACCUCAAGCAAUAAUCCUGUUGUGCGCUAGAGCAUGCUGCCUGAGUAUUACUAGUGGACGUAGGGUAUUUUCCCUCCCUAAGAAUUUCCGCCCUCUUUUAAAAAACAGAAGUUACAGUAAUGCAUUGGAGCAUGCCCAGAACACCCCCAGGACAGGGAAGCAGAGGGACGUGCCAGGUCUGAGCAGGAGGGGUUCAUUGAUCAGUGUAGGAGCCAAAGCAAAACAAAACAAAAUGCAUCUUGCAACAGCUUUUGACAUCCAUACGUUUGGUUUUGCCCUCUCCCUUCCCCCACCCCCCACCCCCUACUUUUAUAGUUAACUCUUUCCAUAGCCCUCUUGAUAUUCAAAACAACUCAAUUGCUUAAGAUUCAGUUUUCCCCAUUUUUUGUAAUAUAUCUAUUUUUGUGAAUUAUACCUUGCUGUUUUUAAAAAAAAAAUCAGUUAAGUUAAUGAGUUGGUGUUUUGUAAGGGCCCUCUUCCUAGUGGCGUCCUUUUCGAAUGCUUCAUAAAUUAAUGAUUCUGGAGCUCACGUUUCUUAUUCUCUGUUUGCUUUUGAACGUAUGUGCUUUUAUAAAGUGGACUUCUAAAAAAAAUGAAUGUAAAAGACACUGGUGUAUCUCAGAAGGGGAUGGUGUUGUCGCAAACUGUGGUUAAUCCAAUCAGUUUAAAUAAUGUUUACUAUAGACCAAAAGGAGAGAUUAUGAGAUUGUUUAAUGUUUAUACAGAGUAAUUAUAGGAAGUUGUUUUUUUUUGUACAGUAUUUUUCAGAUAUAAAUACUGACCAUGUAUUUUGGAAGACAUAUAUUAUAUAUAGCAAAGAGAAAAGGGUAACUAUUCCAUGUUUUGAAAUUAUAUAGCAAAGAUAUAUAUUCGUCAACGAUGUACAGAGAAGGGCUUGGGGGUUUUGAAGUCUUUAAUAUUUUAAGCCUGUCACUGACACAUCAGCGUAUUUUCUGCUUCGAAAUUUUACGACAGUAUCGAGGCUGCUGCGACGAAUCCUGCUCUAAAAUAUGCAAGAUUUCUUGUUUCCUAUGAGGUCUCAGAAAGAAGUCAGUUAACGUCACCCAAAAGCACAAAAUGGAUGUUAACCAAAUAUUUAUUGGAUGCUACAGUGUUUUUCAGGAAAAGCAUCUGCCACAAAAAUGUUCCCUUCAAAAUGAUGACUUCCUGGAACGGAGCAGCCCGGCAAACACCCCAAACAGUUCUGUUCUCCCCGCGGGCACGGGCGUCUCCGGCGCUGUACGGUCGAUAUCGGUGCUAUGUGUUGGCUUAUAAUUUGAUGGAUGUUCCGACUUUAAAGAUUGUUCUUUCGUUUCACUAAGUUGUGUAAUGUCAAGAGAUUCUGCUGUUAUUGCCAAGAAACAUUUUGUGCUAGAUUAAAAUACCCUUUCAUCCACGGGAUUUCCUAGUUUCCUGCCUCCAGAGUAUCUGAUUCUUUAGGGACCUGGUGGUCUCCUUGUCAGUCCGUCAGCAGUUGUCUCAUGGGUCUUGGGAAACCCGACUAGGAGGAUAUUCCUGCUAGGUGUUCAUUUUGUCCCAAGCUACAUAUUACAGUGGGAGGUGGAAGAGUGUUGGAACCGAAAUGCAUUGCUCAGGUAAACGGCUAAUAAAAGAAACAAGGCCUUUGGCAAUCUCGAGCAGAACUGAAGAAGUGAUACCCAGUAAGGGACACAAGUGAGCCCGGGAUUGGCCUUUUGAUCAGUAAAGAGGCUCAUAGCAGCAGAAUUGUUAAAUGGCAGUAUUCACAAAAGCAGAGACCAGUGAUAUCUUUAAGUGGAGACGCAUUGAAGGGAUUGUACCCUGGACCACCCAAAUUCAUUGAUGUAUAAAACGGUAGCCAGGAAAAAGGAAAACCUGUGUUUGAGCACUGGUCUUUCUUGGAAGUAGAUUGUUUGUAUCCAGUGAGCAUCACAAAUACUUUCUGCAGAAGAAAUAAAAAGGUCAUAAUAAAACUUACUCUUUCAUGUGCCAGGAAGGGUUUCGGAAGACCUACCUCGUCUUAAAAAUGUUUAAACUUUGGAGUCUGUACACGUGCCUUAUAUGUAGGUCAUUGUCACCACACACACGUGAGCACACGCUCCUAGACUUACCGCCUUCCAUCCAGGGCAGUUAACUCAUGAUUAAGGCAGUUCUGCUAAAUGGCGUGGGAGGCCAUGGCCCAGUUUGGAGUGACUCGGAUCAACCAGAGUCAAAUGAGUUCUGCAGACCGCAGCUAUUCUAAGAGUCCUGUUGUCAUUUUUCACCGUUUCAUCAUAAGCAUCUUUCAGAGAUUAAUUACUUAGCCAUUAAAAAUGAAUCCCAAUCAUAUCGCGCCAACAUCAUUUAGACGCGAUUUGGAACGAGUGGUCCAGGGCUUCCUGAUAAGGUCACAUCAUCGUUUCUUUUGACCAGACUUGCAAAGAAAGGCAAGAAAUGAUCAUCCUACCAUUCUGUUCAUGCUGCCUUGUGGGGGCAGGUAGGAAAUGGAAAGGCUGCAGGUGAUCAUGUCCUUCUCUUGAAGAAGUGGCCGCCUUUUAAAACCCCACGUUGAGCAAGAUUGACAGGCCUUUCAUCUGCAGGAGGACCGUUUGUUCGAGGAGAGUACGUAUGUGAUCCUGGUGUUAGCUGGGCAGGAAGCUGUACUAGAGAACCCAGAGCUUCAUUUCAAUUCCCUAGUCUCUUAAAGGAGCUCGAAAUAAUUCUAAAUGUACAUUGACAAGGUCUUGGAUCUAUUUCUGGAAGAAUUAGAUUUGGAAGAAUUUCUGGAUUCCUCCCCCACUGUCCCAGGGUAAAACAACAAAUGUCUAUAAAAUAUGACUUUAUACUUUUUUCCAGUAAUUUAUCUAAUUUCCCCCUGAUGUUCCUUUUAGGAAAACUCAGACUUUAUUAAAGUUAAUCAGAGUGAUUCCAAGGCUGGCCUGCUUGGUCUGCUUGCUUGUGCCGGGGGUGUGGAGGCCUAGAUUUAACCCAGGGCCAGCAAGCUGCAGGGAACUGGACACUGUGUUCUCUGCCCUCCUCGAGGUAGACACCUGUUCUCCACCUGCCAGCUCCCUGCUCAGGGCACAUAGGCCCCCACUGGGGAGGCCAAGGUCGCCUACAGAUUUUCUCUACAAUUUAUAAUGCCAUUUAAAAAAUGAGCAAAGCUUUAGCCUAGAUCUUGAUGGAUUGAACUUGGCAACUGAAGUCAGUACAUUUUGCAGAGGGCCAAAUGUAUGUAGGGGAGUGUGCGUGUGUGCAAAUAUUUAAGUCAAGACAUAAAAAUCUUCGAUUUUGGAGCACCUUACCAAACAUCACAAUAAUUCACCGUUAUCUUUUGGGCAACACCACAAGGGUUGCAUCCGCCAAACAGGUAAAAGGUCACCUGAGGUCAGUUUAAUUGUGUACCAUGAUGUGGUUGGUGUUUAUGCUGUGGAAGCAAACCUUUGUUAUUCUUAAUGUUUAAUAAACUUCGAAUUUUUUCCUUU
Miniopterus natalensis is the source of this 5022-nucleotide messenger RNA. It is a transcript of the gene HLF, whose product is annotated as HLF transcription factor, PAR bZIP family member. Gene Ontology annotation, biological process: regulation of transcription by RNA polymerase II. Lineage: Eukaryota; Metazoa; Chordata; Mammalia; Chiroptera; Miniopteridae. Gene Ontology annotation, molecular function: RNA polymerase II cis-regulatory region sequence-specific DNA binding; DNA-binding transcription factor activity, RNA polymerase II-specific. The record is from RefSeq and is a predicted model, not a curated record. Gene Ontology annotation, cellular component: nucleus.